Molecule: messenger RNA, 738 nt
Organism: Heterostelium album PN500
Lineage: Eukaryota; Evosea; Eumycetozoa; Acytosteliales; Acytosteliaceae
Product: NIPSNAP family protein
Exons: 5
Coding region: 1-738 (245 amino acids)
Cellular component (GO): mitochondrion
Source: RefSeq, a predicted model, not a curated record
AUGAACAAAUUUAAUACCUCUACAAUUCUCUUUAAGAAUCUUUCACAAGCUUUAUCAAAGCGUACAUUCUCAACAAACAUUCCAAAAGAUGUUGAAAAUAGAGUCUAUGAAUUAAGAACUUAUAGCAUUUCUUUAGAGAAUUUUGCCAAUUUUAUUUCACUUACUCAAGAGCAUAUGCAUAUGAGAGCUAAACAUUCAAAACUAUGUGGAUAUUGGAUGUCAGAGUUAGGUGGUAUCAAUGAAGUUGUUCAUCUUUGGGAAUAUUCAUCACUUGAUCAUCGUGCUCAAGUUAGAAGCAAUCUUCGUUUCGAUAAGGAUUGGAAUGAAAAAUAUAUGGCAAAAAUGAAACCAAUGGUAUUGAAACAAGAAAACAUUGUUUUAAAGGAGUUCCCAUGGGGAAAGCUCUCUUUACCAGAGAAUUUAGAUUCAAAGAAAGUUUGGGAACUUAGAACCUAUCAAAUUAAAGCAGGACAAGUACCAAAAUGGGAGGAUUUAAUUUCAAAUGGUAUUGAAGCAAGAAAGCAAUAUUCAUCACCAAGUGGAUUGUUCUACUCUGAGAUUGGAAAAUUAAAUACAGUUGUAUCAUUAUGGUCAUAUGAUAACUUUGAAGACAGAACUAAAGCAAGAAGAGCUGCUUUGGCUGAUCCAAAAUGGAGUGGAGCUGUACAAUCAUCAUAUGAAAUCACAGAGAAACAAGAAAACAAAACUCUUAUUCCAGUUAUCUUCCCAACAAAAUAA